Messenger RNA from Colletotrichum karsti, 1170 nucleotides. RefSeq lists its product as uncharacterized. NCBI's taxonomy places the organism in Eukaryota, Fungi, Ascomycota, Sordariomycetes, Glomerellales, Glomerellaceae. The record is from RefSeq and is a predicted model, not a curated record. The transcript has a single exon. Bases 1 to 1170 code for a protein of 389 amino acids.
AUGGACCGUCGCGACCGAGGAACCGCGAUCAUCGCUGAAGAUGAGCGCAUUCGACGCGUUGCCGAGGCCAAAGACAGCAUUCGACAGGAGGCUCAGUACACUCCGGCGCUGCUUGGUCGCAUCAAGUCCCGGAUUGAAGCCAAUGCUUUCCGCCGCUGCAUCUCCGACAACACUCUCUACCAGUCUCUCUGCAACUCUUUGAAGGACAAGAACCUCCCCGACCGCGAACGCCGUCCCGACCUCGUUGACUUCCUUGCUCUCGAGGCAAUCUUGCCCGUUCAGUACGAAGGCCAAUACAACCGCGUCCUCGAUGACCUCUUUCUCAGAUGUGGCACGAAGGCAUGGAUCGACAAAGCCAUCUUGGAGGCCAACCACCACUGGUUCAAGGACCAGAUCAGAGACGCCCGGGGUUUCAUCCGCAAUAUGAUCAACAAGGUCGACUCUCAGCUGCUCGAGAUCAUCCUCGAGGACCUCGAGACCAACUUCUGGCGCGAGAACCUCAAAGACAACGUUCUCUACAAGAAGAUCUUCAUCAAGAUCAUUGACAACAACCGCCUCACCCAGCGAGACGUACUCACCGUCGUCGCCCUCAAUGGUGGCAAGUAUCCCACCGAGAUCUUCCGUCACCUCGUAGUCAAGCAGAACUCCGACAUGCUUCACUUUGGCAACAACUUCCACGCCCGGCACGCCCUGUACGAUGACGAGGAGGUCCGGGCCUCCGUUCCUCCCCCCUUGGUUCCCGAAGUUGCAACCACCAGCGGCGCGCCCCUCACCCACGCCAACGUCAAUGCAAUCCCCAACAUCAACAGCCCGGCUCCUCCCGCCGAGCCUGACGUUAGUAACAUUGGCGACUUUGAAGCGAUCGCUGCAGCUAUGGGAAACACACAGAAAGGUCGAGAGCUUCGGAAGAAGAUCGAGGAGAUGAAGCAGCUCGUGGGAAACGACUGUGGCGCGCUUCGUGCGGUCCGGGGCGGCCGCGUGACGAAACCUUCGGCUUCCAACUCUCGCACGCAGAGGAACACCGUCGUCGAGACUAUCGAGGACGACGUUCAGACUUUGGGCUCAAUCGAGGUUGGCGAAUCUGGCACCACCAUCAUUAAGAGAGAGCGAAUCAGCCCCAAGAUUGGAAUACAACCUCGCGCUGCUGGUGGCCCUCGCAAGUGCCACUAG